GCGCGGACAUAUCGAUAAAUUCCAACAGGUGCAUCUCUACUGUGACUUGUCUAUGUUUAGAGUAAUGUAUUCGAUUUCAGUAAAGUAAGUUCGUUUUAAUUUUUUUCAUAAUAACUUGAUGUUUUUAUUUAAAACUGUGAUCAGAAACGUAUUAGAAGUGAAAACUAAAGUUAUUUUAAUAGAUCGUGUUACUUAAAUUUUUAAAACUACUGUCAUUAAUUCAAUAAAGAGUGGAACAACCUUUAAUUAGUACUGGCUGUGGCUAUAAACAAACAUCUGUAGAUGUGUGCUGGUGCUUACACUUGUUGCACCCACUUUCAAAAAUAUAGAGAUUCAGUUUACCUGUUUGUGAGAAAGUGAACUUAUCAUUAACAUGUCAUAGAAUUCAUUUUGUGACCAUUUACCGUUACGGCAGUCUAGUGAAUGUGAGAAAUGUGAUACGAUAUUGUUAUCGUGGAUGUUCGUUACGAUGCACCUGUCUGCACUACAUAACGUUGCAUUGAGCCAAGUGCAUAGCGUUUGUUAACAAUCUGCCUGACGGAUACUAAUUAAAAUCCAGUUAUUUGUUACGUAGAUAACUAUGGCGCAGGUAAAAAAAUACACGAAUCGACAAGUCAGUGAGGAGUCGGUCCCAAAAUGACUCAUACGAAUGAUCGCUGGCAUUCCUGUAUUGUUUUGUUUUUAAAAGAUGCCAUAUCGAUGAGUAAAUUGCGGAGGGCACUAACAAAAAAAGAAGGAUUUAUCUAUCUGUGAAGAUAAGGAAAACAAGCUGUGUUCUUUAUUUGAAUUUUAAGAAGUUUAGUGUCUUGUGUUUACGAUUGGCGCGAACUCUCAGUGUUAUGAGUAAAAUUGAAGUGUUUUGUGGAAAAUGUGUUAAAAAUUGUGUAGUGUUUUAAACAUUUGCAAUGGCUCAGAGUUCUGUGGACUCGGACAGACUGUCCUCAGCUGGGAUUUCGACCCAUAGCUCAGGAACUGCAGGCACUGUUGGUGGCUCUGUAGUUGGAGUCAGACCAGGGGAUGCAGUGCUUAAAAGGGAGGAUGAGGAUGAAUAUAACCUUGGACCACUGCCUCCAAUGUGGGAAAAGGCAUUCACACCAUCAGGAGAGGUUUAUUUUAUUGACCACAACACAGGCACAUCGCACUGGUUGGACCCUAGACUAGCAAGAGUCCGGAAACAUUCCCUCGGUGAAUGUGGUGAAGAUGAACUGCCAUUUGGCUGGGAGAGAGUGACGGAUGAACGAUACGGUUCUUAUUACGUAGACCAUAUUAAUAGAAGAACACAGUAUGAAAAUCCUGUGCUGCAGGCUAGAAGAUUGAGAGCGGAGAAAUUGUCAUCGGAGAAUGGGGGCACCGGCCCAUCUAACGGGCCAACGCCCACAGGAGAGCUUCGGGGCGAGAGGUUCACUCUCACUCUUACUAAAGGCACUCAGGGUUUAGGCUUCACGCUGAUUGGAGCUGAAGGUAUACCUGAAACGGAGGGCUACCUUCAAAUCCGUAGCAUCGUGCCCCAUAGCCCGGCUUGGAUUGAUGGAGCCCUUCGUCCAGGAGACGUGGUGGUCGGAGUAGGCAACCGAGGAGUGCGAGGCCUCUCCCACGCGCAUGUCGCUCAAAUCUUCCAGUCUAUCACACCUGGAACUGAGGUCACACUGCAUCUUGUUAGAGGUUACCCCCUGUCCUUCGACUCGGAAGACCCGAACACUCGCGUGCUGAGUACGCUGGCAGUGGACGCGACCACUCCCGCCACCUCCGACGCCGUCGCCAUGCAACAACUCACCAGGGCGCUGCGGACCAGAUCUACGCACAAUUCUAGGUUCAACUUGGACUCGCCCAACCACGAGUCGUCGAACCAGGGGAGGGACAAAGUGGACGGUCCCCCUCCACACAGUCCAGGCCAGAGGCGGAUGAUGUCCAGGUCGUUUGACCUGGAUGAACUGACCAUACAUGAUGACAAUCAGGAGCUGCCUCGGUGUCCAUCCCUUGAUCAUGUACUGUCUUUGGCUGGUGAACACCAGUCGCGAGCGGACAGCAGUUCGUCCGCGGAGCCGGGCCGGGAGCUGGUGCUGACGCUGCGGCGGGGAGCCGCCGGCUUCGGGUUCACUAUCGCUGACAGCGUACACGGACAGAAGGUCAAAAAGGUUUUGGACCGCAGUAGGUGUGCAGGUUUACGGGAAGGCGACUUACUGCUGCAGAUUGGAGACACAGACGUCAGACACGCGCCACACCAACAUGUUGUACAGGUGCUGAAGGAGUGCCCCGCGCUGCACGAGAGUCGGGUGGUGGUGUGGCGCCGCGCACAGACCCGACACCCGCGGUCGCGCUCCGCCACCAGGCACCAACCUAUACCCGCAACAAACAACAACGUGAUUAGAAGUAAGACGCCCACGGCAGAACAGCUGCGGUCACCAAACCUUCACACUCAGGACUCGUUGAGGGACAGACUUAACGGCAUGAAUUCUGAAGCGACAUACGCAGUGCCCGAACACAAAAACCGUGAACGAGAAAGCCUUAUAGACCGCAGACGUAGAAGCAGCACUCCCGGAGGACGUCUCACUCUCCCAGUAGUCACUCCUUGGAACGAAACUCAACCAGACAACCAAUGGCAAGAACGAGAAACAUGGGUCGACAACUCUAACAUCAGAAACUGGGCGGAAAACGCCCAGAAAUGGGAUGAAAACGGCCAAAAAUGGGACGAAAAUGGACAAAAAUGGGAACAGAAUGGACAAAAAUGGGAUGAGAAUGGACAAAAAUGGGAUGAGAAUGGACAAAAAUGGGUAGAGAACGGUCAGAAGUGGGUUGAGAAUGGACAGAAGUGGGUGGAGAAUGGACAGAAAUGGGAUGAGGGUACAAAUGGCAAUCGGUGGGAGAAUAAUGAGAGGUGGGGGAAUGGGAACUGGGGGGAGGUGCCCACUCCCACCGUGCAUGUCGACAUGAAUGCUGCCUACUGGAGGGGAAACGCCAGCGUCGCUGAUAGCAGUGACAAUGGAGGGUUCCCGGAAGAUGGUAUGCUGCAUUCGCCAACGACUGCGGCCAUCGGAGGUCUGACUAGACAGUCACCUUCAAACACUAGGAUACGACCGCUUUCUCCUUCUAACUCAACUGGUCGUCUCCGCAGCCAGUCCCCGUCGGCCACGAGCGCAACAGACCGCCUCCUGUCGCAGUCCCCAUCCACUCGCCUGCAGAGCCAGUCGCCUUCCAACAACUCUUCCAACAGCAGGAUCAAGUCAUCUCCGCUCAGGUUACGCGAAUCGUCUCCAUCCCGCCACAUGCACUCCCCCGUGUCGCGACAGUCGCCAUCUUGCUACGAGAACGAUGCGCAACCCAACACUCUGUACGUCGCUAACUACCCACAGGUGGAGGCGGGCGGCGGCGUGUCGGACCCGGCGGCGGACGUACUGGUCCGCCUGGCGCGGGCCGCGGCCGGCUUCGGCUUCCGCAUCGUCGGCGGCACCGAGGACGGCAGCCGGGUCGCCGUCGGGUACGUCGUGCCCGGCGGUCCAGCGGACGGUCUGCUGCGGCCGGGCGACCUGCUGACGUCGGUGGACGGCGUGUCCCUGGCCGGGGCCACCCACUCCCGCGCCGUGUCAUACGUCUGCCAGGCCGCCGCUAGGGGACACGUAACUCUGGGAGUAAGACACAACCGCGCCGACAUCCAGCCACUCGGCCUGCCGACUAUGGUGGCGCCGCAUCCGCACCAACCUUUACUAACCGCGGAGCCGGCCAUGCACCACGGCAUGCCCCCGGGCUCCUACAACAUAUUGCACCCGGCGCCCAUGUACCCAGCUCCGGCACAUGCACCUAUGUACGGCGUACAAUAUGACACGACGGCCGGGGGAUGGUCACCCGUGCCGUAUGACGUCACAGUCACUAGGAACGAGGGAGAGGGAUUCGGUUUCGUGGUCAUCUCCUCAGCUAACAAAGCUACUAGUACUAUUGGCCAACUGAUCCCGAACUCGCCAGCAGCGCGCUGCGGUCUGCUGCACGUGGGCGACACCAUCGUGGCCAUCAACCACGUGUCCAUCCGCAACCUGCCGCACCCCGAGGUGGUGGCCCUCAUCAAGCACUCCGGCACCAGCGUCACCCUCACCGUGCUGCCAGACCGCGCCCACUGACGCACGGCCCUCAGUCUGCCGCUCCGACAGACUUCUUGUCACAGGUAUUAAUCUACCACAACGCUAAACAAGUAAUACUUUAAAAACGUUAAAUACGUCGGCGGUAUUUCCGAACCGAUAAGGUGCUCCCACACAGCAGUUAUAUAACGUUAUACAACAUUGUGUAACAUUUAUAAUAGCAUGUAACAUACUCUACAACCACUGUUAUAAUUUGUUUAAACACAAAUGUUAUUGUUACAUAUUGUUGUAUAACGUUAUAUAACCGCCGUGUGGGAGCACCUAUACGACCUUCAAACCUUCAAGAAAAGAGUAUACUCAUUUUUAAAAGACCGACAACUUGUGUGACUCUUCUGGUGUUGCGGGUGUCCAUGGGCGGCGCUGAUCGCUGAUCUGGUGACACGUCUGCUCGUUUGCCACCUAUUCCAUAAAAAAAAAAACAUUUGUUUUUUGAUGAGCUCUAUUCCACCAAUCAAACCGUUUGAUAUCCAUAAUGGAGGUAAUUGUGGAAAAAUAUAGAUUAUAAUAUUGUAUAGUCAUCAAAAUUAAGAGUGUGUACCAAAUAUCAGAUCGAUCUGUCCCCAUGAAGGGGUAAAAUUCCAAAUACUAAAGUUGACUCAAACAAACAAUUAAAACAGUUUUAAAAUACGACGAUAGUGACGGUAUCACGAUCCAAGACAGUUAUUUACGUGUCUGAGUCUCACCGGACUCAUGUGUUCCGGUGUUUUCAUGGUUGUAUCUACUGUAGAUCCUGGUGCACAGAAGUUGCAACAGUUUUAGGAGGUUGUCCCAUUUGUAAUCUCAAGCAAAAAAUCUGUAUAGGUAAUCUCAGUAUAAAGUAGAAGGGAUAAAGACAGGAAUGAAACAACUAAUCUCAUCAAAUAAUAUAAUAAUCUUAAAUAUUAUAUAUAUACUUUUGACUCAUGUGAUUAACUCGAUAUUUUUCAUCAGUUUCCCAUGAUAGAACAGUUUAUCGUAAUGGAAGCGAAAUUAAUUAUUUUGUGACUAAAUUGAAAUCUAUAAUUUAACCAAAAACUAUUAAACAAAUUGUUCCAUUGAAUAAAACAAAAUAACUCGACUCACCAUUACUUAAUAAAUGUCCUAUUCGGUAAUUCUAGUAAUAUGAUGUAAAAUUGUUUGUAAUAAAUUCUAUACCUCCGUCGUUCUCGUAAUGAUAAUAUUUCAUGUUAUACGCUGCGUUCUGCGUGAGCGAUCUAGAAGCGAAGGCAAUGCUGUGCGGCGCGGUGCGAAAUCAACAAACUGUCCAAAUGUUUUGACGUGGUUUACGUGUCGAGUAGUGUCCUACAUAAGCAUGUAAAUUAUUUUGUUUUGGUACGUACAAAACGUAAUGGACAUAGCCGCUGCGUCAUACCGCAUCGCGUUGAAUUCGCGUGUCACCGCACCGCUUCGAUCGCUCACGCAGGACGUCGCGAUAGGAAUGUUACCUAUCUUCCUAAAUAAGGAAGAUUUUAGACAAAACAUUGCAUUAAUUUCAUGUUCUUUGAUAUUCUUAUUCUAUAAAAUAGACCGCAAAUUAACCCAAUGUCAAAUCAUGCCUGUCUUCAUGUUGGAAAUGUCUAGUUACAAUAUAAUGUUGAGCUCAACUGAGAAAUUGAAUCAUGUCAUCUUAUUAUAUAAUAUAAUAAAAUUAAGACAGUAAGAAGAAAUAAAACGCUCAUUAUUUCUUAUGAAAUACACCCAGUCUUAUUAUUAAGUGAGGAAAUAAAGUUUGAGUCAGUACAGAUACAGUAACUAUCGUUAUAUUAAAUUAUAAUACUUUAUAUCAAAGCCAAAUCUUAUAUAAACUUUGAUUGGCUCAGUAGCCAACUUAUACUAACUCCUGUACUGAAUCAGCCUUUAUUUUCUUGCCUGUAUAGCAAUUUGGCUGAUUGAACUAUUGACGAAUAUACAAGUUAUAUGAAAUAUCACAAUAUAAUGAAAUACGCAGAAAGCUCUGCACAGAGAGUAGUGAAAGGAGGAUAGGGAGGCAUUUGCCCUGCAGUGGGCCAAAAAUAAAUAAAUAAAAUGAAAUACGCAUUACAUGCAAGAAAUUCGCCUUUAGUAGCGAAUAAUAUAUACUUUAAACACAUGGUAACCAUGAAAAGUAUAGCUUUAAUAAUGAAUAUCUAAAUUAGGAUUACAUAGUUAUAAAUAUUAGGAAUAAUUAAUUAAUUAUAUACAUAUUUCAAUCUUUCUAUUCUAUCUUAAUAUUUUGCAAUAUACGGUAAAUAAAUGCAUUUUUUCAAAUAGAGAGAAAACCUUGUAUUAUAUAUGCUUAUGUAUAAAAUCGGUUAAAAUAAAAAUCUGAAACAUCCUCAUAAACACAUAGUAUUCAUAGAAUUAUGUAAAUACUGAGAUCUAAUAUAACGCCAUUUCAUUUACCGAAAGUGUAAGCAAACAGCGGCAGCUAUUGAAACUCCUUGCUCAAUCAAUAAAUUCCAAGAAUUGUCAUAAUAAUUAUGUAUUCUUUUUACAUAAAUCGUAGAGUACAGCUAUUGCUAUUUUUGUAUUAUAACUUUCGUGAGACAUAAUUAAUUAUGUUUAAUCGAUUGUUUACGUAACUAUUGGCGAGUUAACUCGGAUUAGCAAUGUUGCCCCUAGCGUGGCUGGAAACUAGUCGAGUUACCUCGCCAAACAGUUAAACACAAUUUCCAUAAUUGUUGGUAAUUUUGAAAAAUAUAGUGUUAAAUCUUGCCAACCUCAAAAGGUUUCCAAAAAAAAAGGAAAUUCGCAUAGACUACUGACGUUUUCAUUGUGAUACGUGACACGAUGAUUGAUUAUUUUCCAUCAUUAUCAUGCACGGUGACUAUGUUACGUAGACAAUCGAGAGAAACACGCUUAAUUAUGAGCUCCGUUGUAACUUGAAACUGAUCGGGUACACGAUUUUAAAAGUAACACGAAAUAUUUCUCAGUAAAUCAUUUCACACACACGCUCAGUAUUUAAUAAAGUAUUUUGCUCUUUUCUAUUUUAUUAGAUUAGAUAAAUAGUCUAAUUAAAUAAACAAUUAUGCUCAUAAAACCCAGAAUCUUCCUAACAAAUCUGUUGUGAAUCUCUUUAAUAUUAUGUAAAUAGUACUUUGUUAAUAAGCUAUGUUUAAAGUCUAAAACUUAGUCAUAAUUUCAGGCAGUUAUUUCGAUUUUAAGACUAAAUUAGGCAGUUUUUAUAAUUUUGGGAGUACAUUGUAUGGUAGGUAAAGCCGAGAGUUAUGAUAUUGUCUUUAAUAAUUAAAUCAUGAGAUUUUUAUAUAAGGUAUUUAAGGUAGGUACUUUGCAAUAUUUUAUGAUAAAAACUAGAUGGGGUAAAAACUAAAAGUAUUGUCCCUCUUGUAAUAACUAUCGUGAGACAUACUAAAUUAACUAAAAAUCACGGUUUACUCACGUACAUUAAUGGAGAAAAGAUCUAAGCUCGCGAUGUCACAUAGCCUACUGAAUAGGCUGCACGAUGUCGCCGCAUCUGCGCACGCUUCUCAUGAUGUAGAGUGCCUCUGUGACUCAAAACUAGUAGAGUUUAUUCUUCAUUAUACGUGAGUAAACCGUGAUUUUUAGUUAAUUUUGUAUUGUCUCUCGCUGUUAAUUCAUACACAAUAAAUAUCCUUCCAUUAACAGGGCAUAAACAAUUGUUGAAAAUGUUAUUUGACACACUGAAAGUCUAUUUUCACAGAAUUUAUCUAUUUACAUAUAUAAAAUACUAAAAUGAACGAUACCCUUCCAUUUGAAAUGCAAUAAAUCCAAGUUAUAUUUAAGAGUUAUUAACUAAAAAUAUAAAAUAAUAAUAGGGAUGAUGACGGGGUAUGAAAAUUAAAAAUCUAUUUAGUCCAUCAGUUAUUUAAUGAAAAAAUAUUAGAUACUUAUUUUUUUAUUUGUCGUAUAAGAAAAACGAAGUUUAGAAGUGGGAGCAAAUACGUCAUUAAUACAUAUAAAACGUACCUAUAAUUGACUCCACGUGUUAUUUCUAAUCAAUAUAUCGUCUAAAGUAUUUGGUUCCGUAACAAAAUAAAAAAUACGUUUCUAAUGUUUUAAAAAUAAUCUACAAGACGGACAUUAAAAUAAAAAAUGAGUCAUCUACCCUAUUAAUUAUAAAUAUAAAUUACCCAUUUAGCUUCUAGAUAAUUAUGGUGACUGAUUAUAAAAUUAUUUUACUAUAACACUGAUUAGGGAUUGUAUUUAUAUCAGUAAUAUUAAAUUUGGACCACCGAGUUUGGGAAAUUACCUAUAGAAAUAAGUCUCAUAAUAUUAUGUACCGAUAUGGUAGCCAAUUCUUUAAGAGUUAUCAAUUUAAUGCCGAUUAUUAUAUUGACUUAGUUAUUGAUUAUAAUUUCUUUGUAUAGUAUAGUUUUAUAUGUGUUUAGUGUGUAGAUAUUAUAAAUUGUAUCCAUUGUCGUCCAUUGUGUCUUCUGAAAACAUAUAUUUAACUUUCCAAACAUAUUAUGUAAAACUAUCUAUAUGUACUUAUGUUAUAAAAAAGGAAGCAAAACUAAAUAGCUAGAAUCCCUUUAACUACCGCACUUAAAGUCAUUUAAUGAUUACUUAAACUAUUCCUUAGUAACCAUUUUGUUCCGAUUGUUGUUAAGUACUGGGUUAAGUAACCAUUAUAUGACUCUGAGACGGAGGUAAAUAUGCAUUUCAAUUUAUUAAAAUAAUUGUCAAAAAUACCUUUAUUUUUCUAUCCAUAUCUGGCUUUAAAAUCGUCUAAAGCUCUCAAAUUGUUUCACAAACAUAUUAUUGUAUCUAAUUAAACCCGUAUUGUAGUGUAAUUAGUUGUAAGAAGUUGCAAUAAUCGAUGUGCCUUGUGUGUAAACAAUGUCUUGCCUUAUCCAAGAUUGUAAAAAAAUGAAUAAAAAAAAUAAAAUAUUUGUAUAAAAGUAUAUCCAAAGAAGGCUCCAUUCCGUUCAUCUGAUCUGUAGAUCCGAAUGUAUAACGAUAGUUUAAGAGAGAUUUACUCAAUAAAUAUUUUUAUUUAA
Spodoptera frugiperda (fall armyworm) is the source of this 9067-nucleotide messenger RNA. It is a transcript of the gene Magi, whose product is annotated as membrane-associated guanylate kinase, WW and PDZ domain-containing protein 1. Gene Ontology annotation, cellular component: cytoplasm. The record is from RefSeq and is a predicted model, not a curated record. The transcript is spliced from 21 exons. The coding region runs from base 906 to 4109 and encodes 1067 amino acids. Gene Ontology annotation, molecular function: protein binding. NCBI's taxonomy places the organism in Eukaryota, Metazoa, Arthropoda, Insecta, Lepidoptera, Noctuidae. Gene Ontology annotation, biological process: signal transduction.